AUGGUUUCUGCUCCAGUUGCUACUCCACCUGCACAGCCAGCUAGGAGUGGAGGACAGGCAGUUUCAGUAGUGAGGGAGCUCCCAGAUAUGUUUCCAGCAGACCUACUAGGCAUGACACCCAAUAGGGAUAUUGAUUUUCGUAUUGACUUGGUGCUGGGGACUCAGACCAUAUCUAUUCCACUAUACUACAUGGCACCAGGUGUGAGGCUAUUCUCGAAGAUUGACUUGAGUUCGGGGUACCAUCAGUUAAAGAUCAUGGCUUUAGAUAUUGAGAAUACAACUUUCAAGACUCGUUAUGGCCACUAUGAGUUCUUGGUGAUGUCUUUUGGGCUGACGAAUGCCCUAGUAGCUUUCAUGCACUUGAUGAAAAACGUGUUUCAGUCUUAUCUUGAUUCCUUCAUCGUCGAUUUCAUUGAUGAUAUAUUGGUGUAUUCUCGCAGCCGAAGGGAGUGUGAGCAGCAAUUGAGGAUCGUGCUCCAGCUUUGA
Messenger RNA from Nicotiana attenuata, 486 nucleotides. Its product is annotated as RNA-directed DNA polymerase homolog. The record is from RefSeq and is a predicted model, not a curated record. Lineage: Eukaryota; Viridiplantae; Streptophyta; Magnoliopsida; Solanales; Solanaceae. The transcript is spliced from 3 exons. The coding region runs from base 1 to 486 and encodes 161 amino acids.